This is a messenger RNA of Chara braunii, 1907 nucleotides long. NCBI's taxonomy places the organism in Eukaryota, Viridiplantae, Streptophyta, Charophyceae, Charales, Characeae. The record is from the annotation of a GenBank genome assembly.
CGAGCGAGAGAGAGAGAGAGAGAGAGAGAGAGAGAGAGAGAGAGAGAGAGAGAGAGAGAGAGAGAGAGAGAGAGAGAGAGAGAGAGAGAGUAGUCGGCAGAGAUGUUGGUGCGGUUGUUGUUCACGAGUGUAGUGGCGUAUGCGGGAUAUGCUGUGGGAACAGGAAUGCCCGUCUGGUUGAUCCAGCAUUAUCACGAGUGGAAGAGGAAGAUAGAGGGAGGAGGAGGUGGUGGUAAUAGGAUAGACUUCGAAGAAGAUUCUUGGAAUGGCCGCAAGCAUCGGGAAGUGGAGAUCAGCAGCCUGGCAUUGGAGGAAUACUUAGGUCAGUUAGACCAAGAGCUGUCGGGGCAUGCGGCGGAGGGAGUUGCAGCCGAAGAAUCAGCAGCAGCAGGAGGAGGAAGAGGAGGAGGAGGAGGAGGAGGAGGAGGAGGAGGAGGUGGUGGUAAUGCUAUGACUGCAGAGAGGAGGAGGUGGUUAGAGCAGGAGAGAGAAAGAGUUCGAUUGAUAUUGGAGGAGAGAGAGAAACGCCGUAGAGAGGAACUUGAACAUGCCAUUCAGACUGCUCUGCAGAAAGAGACGGAGAGGCAGAGAAGGAAAGAGAGAGAGUUGGAAAGGAGGAGGAGAGAGGAGUCCAAGAGGGAAUUGGAACUAAGGAUAGAGAUAGAGAGUUUGAAGGAAAGACUGAGGCAGAUUGAGAAUGAUCGAAGAUCAGAGACGAGAAGUAAUAAGAGGAUUGAGCAGGUAGAGGAGAGGAGAGCGGUAGAGAGAGGAGGUAUGGGAGCAAGAGACUCUAUGGAGGAGGAAAGUCUAAGGACUUUGGAGAAGAAGCUGGAAGAGGAGUUGUGGAAAGUGGAGAUAGAGAGGAGGAAGGUGGAGGGAGAGAGAGAGCAAAUGGCGCUAGUUAGGGGAAGAUUGGAAGAGGAAAUGAGAGUAGAGCAUGGAAAGAAGUCGGAGAGACUGGCUGUGGAGCGGGCCAAGAUCGAAGAAGACAUGGCUUUGCAAAGGAGAAGAUGGGAGGAAGAGAGGAAGGUAGUGGAAAUGGAGAAGCGCAAGCUGGAUGCUGAAAAAAGGAGGCUUGAAGACGAGAGGGUCAGACUGUUUGAAGAGAGAGAGAGAGAGAAGCAAAGGCAGCAGCUUGAAGACAGGAGCUGGGAGAGCAGGAGACCUGACGUCCGAGGUGAAGGUGAUGGCGGACCAGGGGAAGGUGGUGGGGAUGGAGGAGGAGGAGGAGGAAGAGGAGAAGAAGGAGGAGGAAAGAACAUAGACGGACUGCUGCAGAAGCAGCGAGCGCUGUCCAUUACCAAGAGAAAGGAGAAUGACUUCUUCGACGAAGCCAAUUUCAAAAGAGACUCUAUGGAGGAGGAAAGUCUAAGGACUUUGGAGAAGAAGCUGGAAGAGGAGUUGUGGAAAGUGGAGAUAGAGAGGAGGAAGGUGGAGGGAGAGAGAGAGCAAAUGGCGCUAGUUAGGGGAAGAUUGGAAGAGGAAAUGAGAGUAGAGCAUGGAAAGAAGUCGGAGAGACUGGCUGUGGAGCGGGCCAAGAUCGAAGAAGACAUGGCUUUGCAAAGGAGAAGAUGGGAGGAAGAGAGGAAGGUAGUGGAAAUGGAGAAGCGCAAGCUGGAUGCUGAAAAAAGGAGGCUUGAAGACGAGAGGGUCAGACUGUUUGAAGAGAGAGAGAGAGAGAAGCAAAGGCAGCAGCUUGAAGACAGGAGCUGGGAGAGCAGGAGACCUGACGUCCGAGGUGAAGGUGAUGGCGGACCAGGGGAAGGUGGUGGGGAUGGAGGAGGAGGAGGAGGAAGAGGAGAAGAAGGAGGAGGAAAGAACAUAGACGGACUGCUGCAGAAGCAGCGAGCGCUGUCCAUUACCAAGAGAAAGGAGAAUGACUUCUUCGACGAAGCCAAUUUCAAAAG